This is a messenger RNA of Girardinichthys multiradiatus, 3399 nucleotides long. RefSeq names its product chloride channel, voltage-sensitive 4 (gene clcn4). Gene Ontology annotation, biological process: transmembrane transport; chloride transport. The record is from RefSeq and is a predicted model, not a curated record. Bases 163 to 2472 code for a protein of 769 amino acids. Gene Ontology annotation, cellular component: synaptic vesicle; membrane; early endosome. Lineage: Eukaryota; Metazoa; Chordata; Actinopteri; Cyprinodontiformes; Goodeidae. Gene Ontology annotation, molecular function: voltage-gated chloride channel activity. The transcript has 12 exons.
CUCGGCGUUAUCGCGACACCUGACGGGCUUGUGCGGCAGUCUGUGACGCUGCUGAUCUGUCCGUGGGUUUGUGUGUAAAUUUCCUCCAUGAUGUGUAGCUGUGGUCCUCAGGGCGAGCAGGAAUAAUCCCCAGCAGAGGUCCAACAGAGGACGGGUUGAAGCAUGGAGGCUGCGGAAGGUGUCAGCGCUCCCACUCCCACGGAGGAGAUGAACGGGGCCGGGACGCUCAUGGACUUCCUGGACGAACCCUUCCCAGAUGUCGGAACCUACGAGGACUUCCACACCAUCGACUGGCUGAGGGAGAAGUCCAGGGACACGGACCGACACCGGAAGAUCACCAGUAAGAGCCGAGAGUCCAUCUGGGAGCUGAUCAAGAGCCUGCUGGACGCCUGGUCCGGAUGGGUGGUGAUGCUGCUCAUCGGCCUCCUCUCCGGUACUCUGGCCGGUGUGAUCGACCUGGCGGUGGACUGGAUGACGGACCUAAAGGAGGGCGUGUGCCUCUCGGCUUUCUGGUACAGCCACGAGCAGUGCUGCUGGACCUCCAACGAGACGACGUUCGCCGACCGGGACAAGUGUCCACAGUGGCAGAAGUGGGCCGAGCUGAUGACGGGCCACGCUGAGGGAGCCGGGGCGUACCUGUUGAACUACUUCCUGUACAUCCUGUGGGCUCUGCUGUUCUCCUUCCUGGCGGUGACGCUGGUCCGAGUGUUCGCUCCGUACGCCUGCGGGUCAGGGAUCCCAGAGAUAAAAACCAUCCUGAGUGGGUUUAUUAUCCGGGGCUACCUGGGGAAAUGGACCCUGCUGAUCAAGACCGUCACCCUGGUUCUGGCGGUGUCGUCGGGUCUCAGUCUGGGGAAGGAGGGUCCUCUGGUCCAUGUGGCCUGUUGCUGUGGAAACCUCUUCUGCAGCCUCUUCUCCAAGUACAGCAAGAACGAGGGCAAGAGGCGAGAGGUGUUAUCGGCAGCAGCGGCAGCUGGAGUGUCGGUGGCCUUUGGAGCGCCGAUCGGAGGAGUUCUGUUCAGCCUGGAAGAGGUGAGUUAUUAUUUCCCUCUGAAGACCCUGUGGCGCUCCUUCUUUGCUGCUCUGGUCGCCGCCUUCACGCUGCGCUCCAUCAACCCGUUUGGAAACAGCCGCCUGGUGCUGUUCUACGUGGAGUACCACACUCCCUGGUACAUGGCCGAGCUGGUCCCGUUCAUCCUGCUGGGAGUGUUUGGUGGCCUCUGGGGGACGCUCUUCAUCCGGGCGAACAUCGCCUGGUGCCGGCGCAGGAAGACCACCCAGCUGGGGAAGUAUCCGGUCCUGGAGGUGAUCAUUGUGACGGCAAUCACCGCCGUGCUGGCGUACCCAAACCCGUACACCCGCCGCAGCACCAGCGAGCUCAUCUCUGAGCUCUUUAACGACUGCGGCGCCCUGGAGUCGUCGCAGCUCUGCGACUAUAUCAACAAUCCCAACAUGAGUCGGCCAGUGGACGACAUUCCCGACCGUCCGGCGGGGCCUGGGGUCUACAACGCCAUGUGGCAGCUCGCCCUUGCCCUCAUCUUCAAGAUCGUGAUCACCAUCUUCACCUUUGGCAUUAAGAUCCCGUCGGGACUCUUCAUCCCCAGCAUGGCUGUGGGAGCGAUCGCCGGGCGGAUCGUUGGUAUCGCCGUGGAGCAGAUGGCGUACCACCACCACGACUGGAUUAUCUUCAAGAACUGGUGCCGGCCUGGCGCUGACUGCGUCACACCGGGACUCUACGCCAUGGUGGGAGCUGCUGCCUGUCUGGGUGGAGUAACCAGGAUGACCGUCUCCCUGGUGGUCAUCAUGUUCGAGCUCACAGGGGGGUUGGAGUACAUCGUCCCUCUCAUGGCCGCCGCCGUCACCAGUAAGUGGGUGGCCGACGCCUUCGGGAAGGAGGGCAUCUACGAGUCUCACAUCCAGCUCAACGGCUACCCGUACCUGGAUGUCAGGGACGAGUUCACCCACCGCACCCUGGCCACCGACGUGAUGCGGCCCCGCCGAAACGACCCUCCCCUGGCCGUCCUCACGCAGGACAGCACCACGGUGGAGGACGUGGAGACGCUCAUCAAAGACACCGACUAUAACGGCUUCCCGGUGGUCGUGUCCAGAGAGUCUGAGAGGCUGAUCGGCUUCGUUCAACGCAGAGACCUCACCCUCGCCAUCAAAAACGCCCGUCAGAAGCAGGACGGCGUGGUGAGCAGCUCCGUGGUGUACUUCACAGAGGAUGCGCCGCAGCUGCCGGCCAGCAACCCUCAGCCGCUGAAGCUGCGGCGCAUCCUGAACCUCAGCCCCUUCACCGUCACCGACCACACCCCCAUGGAGACCGUGGUGGACAUCUUCCGCAAACUGGGCCUCCGGCAGUGCCUGGUCACCAGGAGCGGGCGUCUCCUGGGCAUCAUCACCAAGAAGGACGUCCUGCGCCACAUGGCCCAGAUGAUGAACCAGGACCCAGAGUCCAUCAUGUUUAACUGAGCAGAGACUGAUAGGGUGUAGAUAAAGCUGCUGUGACCCGGCCUCCUCCUGCAUCGCCUGCCCUGUUCCCUCAUUAAUGUAGCUGCUUUCCUUUAACGAGGCAGAGAAGGGACGACUGGUGGUCACUGGAGGUCUGUAAACUGGGACGAGUUUAUACGUAAAACAUGGAUGAUUUAUUUUAUUUAACGUGUGUAUGGGUUGAUAAUGGUUUAAAUGGGUCUCCGUACAUAAACUCUAAGGCGGAUUUUAUUGCACUUUUUGGUGUUGCCAUAUUUAAAUGUCCGUUGCCACGUGGUUUGCUCCUUCUGAGGCCCUGUGGAGUAGUUCAUACCUCUGUUGACCUUGAUGCUUCUCUGCAGCAGUUUGAUUUCUGAGGAAACUUCUUGUGUUUGGAGAUGAUUUAGCAUGAAUUGACUCCAGACUCCGACACUACGAGCAGAGACGGCUCUAUAAGCUCGUUUCACACUCCGCCGUACCUCUGGGGCCCCCAGCUGGCCUCUUCAAGUGUUAUUUACGUCCCCCACCUCAGUGUUUGUGUCGGUUCUUCUCUGUGUCGUGAUUUUUACGUUGUAAAGCUGCUGAUGAUUCACAUGAACUGGAAACCAGACUCCGGGUUGGAAACUGUGUGGAAAUACCUGUGGUUCCAAUAAAGCUGAUUCUCUGGGUUCUUUUAUCUGAAGUGAAGCUAACGUUCAGCUCCGCUCGGUUUCAUCCAGAGCGUUGCUCACUCAGUUUGUAAAAGUUGGAAGAAUAAACGUCUGACCUGACUGAAGAGGCCUUCCUGCUGCUUGCUUGUUUUAAGAAGGGCCGUCUAGCCGUGCUCCCGCUGACAAACAGGCAUCGGUUUCCCAUUCAUUCACUACUUCCUGCUGGUCGGUCACAUAAAACUACCAAUAAAAUACUUCCCAAUGUGGAAGAUUGAAUGAA